AUGCCUUUUGUGAACGAUGCCGAUUACCGCCAGCCGGAUGCUCUGAUUCGGAGUAUUCUGCAACAAGACAAGUCCAUGCCAAUUGCUAUUGUGGGCAUGGCUUGUCGCUUUCCUGGAGAUGCUACCAGUCCCGAUAAGCUCUGGAAGCUCGUGGCUGAAAAGCAAGCAGCUUGGAGCGAGAUCCCCAAGGAUCGAAUGAAUGUUGAUGCUUUUUAUCAUCCAGACGCCGAACGAGCCGGAAAUAUGAAUGCUCGAGGAGGACAUUUCUUGAAACAGGACCUUGGGGCUUUCGAUGCCUCGUUCUUUUCAAUUUCGCCCACUGAAGCAAAAAGUAUGGACCCCCAGCAGCGACUUCUCCUAGAAACUGUCUACGAGGCCAUGGAAAGUGGUGGUAUGACACUCGAGAAUGUCGCAAAUACCAUGACAAGCUGUUACGUGGGUUGCUUCUCCCACGAUUACUAUGAUAUGGGCGAUCGCGAUGCGGACAUUGCACCAAUUCACUCCUCCACCGGUAACUCAUCAUCAAUCUUAUCCAACCGCAUCAGUUACUUCUACAACCUCAAAGGUCCAAGUCUGACCAUGGACACCGCUUGCAGCAGUGGUUUGAUUGCCAUGCAUCUGGCUUGUCAAAGUCUGCGUGCCGGUGAAAGCAAACAAGCCGUGGUCGGUGCCACCAAUCUGAUGUUUAUGCCGGAUAUCUUUUCGACCAUGUCGAAUCUGCAUUUUCUCAGUCCGGAUUCAAUAUGUUACAGCUAUGAUAAUCGUGCAAAUGGCUAUGCGCGUGGUGAGGCAGUUACCGCUUUGAUUCUCAAGCCACUUGAAGAUGCAAUUCGUGAUAAUGACUCCAUUCGUGCGGUGGUGAGAGGCAGCGCCUGCAACCAGGAUGGAAGAACUUUUGGUAUUACGCAGCCAUCUCCGGAGGCUCAAGAGGAACUUAUCCGAACGGCAUACCGUGACGCUGGCCUUGAAUUUGACCAAACCGAUUAUUUCGAGGCCCAUGGCACAGGAACCCAGGCCGGUGAUCCAAUUGAAUCCAGCGCUAUAGGCGCUACGUUGGGGAAGACUCGUCCUCUGGAUAAGAAAGGGAAGAAGAUACCCUUGUACGUGGGCAGUGUAAAGACAAACAUUGGCCAUACAGAGGGUGCUAGUGGUCUAGCUGGUCUCAUCAAAGCUGUGAUGGCUCUUGAGCGAGGUUCAAUUCCUCCCAAUAUCCGCUUUGGAUCGCCGAAUCCGAAGAUUGACCUUGAAGGAUGGAAUCUCGAGGUCCCUACGGAAGUGAUUCCUUGGCCGCGUGAAGGCCAACGUCGCGCAAGUGUAAAUUCGUUCGGCUUCGGUGGAUCCAACAGUCAUGUCAUUAUUGACGAUGCUUACCAUUACCUCCUCAGCCGUGGCCUGCGAGCUGGCCAUAGAACCUCUCCAAAGGCUUUCCUGGACGUCAAUCGUACUAUCGCCAGCGGAAAUGAGAGUCGCGGAGCCCUCACGCUCCGAGGAAACGGCUUCAUGAGCAAGCAAAGCAGGGUUAGCAACAGCCUUUCCGAUAGCCUCACCAGCCAUGUAAUUGAAGCAAAUGAACGCUACCGUAUCUUCAUGUGGUCAACUCACGAAGAGAGCAUCGGGGCCCUAAACAAUACCGCUUACGCCAAGCACCUUACUGAGCGUCAGAUCACCGACGAAGAAGCUUUCUUGGACAAUCUGGCAUACACACAAUGUGCCCGCCGAUCUUUACUGGAAUGGCGAUCAUUUCUCGUCGCAAACUCCAUAUCUGAUUUGAAAGACAAGAUCCUGAACACCCACCAGAAGCCUGUCCGGGCACCAACCAAAGCCCAAAGGCUAGGAUUCGUUUUCACCGGCCAAGGAGCGCAGUGGCAUGCUAUGGGUCGUGAGCUCAGUCGAUACUCUGUUUUCCAUUCCCGCAUUCUGGAAUCAGAUCUGUUCAUCACGAAGCUGGGUGCAGAGUGGUCCGUGAUAGAGGAGCUGGAGAAAAACGAGAAGGAGUCACGUAUCAACGAAUCUCUCUUCAGCCAAACUCUGUGCACGGUCGUGCAGAUGGCUCUCGUUGAUCUUCUUGCUAGUUGGGGUAUCCGCCCUCACAAAGUCAUUGGGCACUCUAGUGGUGAGAUUGCCGCGGCUUAUGCUGCUGGUAUCUUACCAGCGGAGUCUGCUAUUAAAGCUGCAUACUUUCGUGGUGUGUACUCGUCUGCAAAGGACCUGCUGUCCGCCAAUGGAGGUAUGAUGGCCGUCGGACUUUCGGAGGAAGAGGCCAAGAAGAAGAUUGCCGCACUGGACCCAUCUACUGGAAAGGCAGUUGUGGCUUGUAUCAAUAGUCCCACCAGUGUCACUAUCUCUGGAGAUCGCCUUGCGCUGCACAAUCUUAGUCAGUCGUUACACGAUGAGGGAAUCUUCGCCCGGUCCCUCAAGGUCAGCACCGCGUACCACUCACACCACAUGGACCUGGUUGCGGACGACUACGCGCAAUCCAUUGCGGAUAUGAGAGUUGACCCUGUCUCGGAUAUCGAAAUGUUUUCCACUGUGACUGGAGCUCUUGUGACGGCCACUGAUGUCCUGGGGCCCGAGUACUGGCGCAAGAACAUGGUGUCUUGUGUUCGCUUCAACGAUGGCCUACAGUCCCUCUGUACUUCUCAACCCAAUGCUAAGAGAGCACGCCGUCGUGCAGGGGUAACCGUCGACAUACUUCUGGAGAUCGGCCCUCACGCCGCUCUCGCUGGCCCCGUGAAGCAGAUCCUUCGUGUCGCUGCGCUGGAAAAGGCUGAGAUCAGUUACCAGUCCGUUCUUUCACGCGGACAAGAUGCCUGUGAGACUUCCCUACAAGCCGCAGCAUUUCUCUUUGCCAAGGGUCUACCCGUGAAACUUUCCAAGAUCAACGAUCCAGACAACAUUGCAAAGCCCCAGGUGAUUGUCGACCUCCCUGCUUAUUUCUGGAACCAUCGCAAACGUCAUUGGCACGAGUCUCGUCUGGCUUUGGAGCACCGAUUCCGUCGUCACGCACGAACAGAUUUACUUGGAUACCCUGUCAGUGAUUGGAACCCCAUGGAGCCGCGUUGGAGGAAUUUGCUUAGGCUUCGGGAGCAACCUUGGAUUAAGGGACAUAGCGUCCAGGGGUCUUACAUCUACCCAGGAAUGGGCUAUAUUUGCAUGGCUAUCGAGGCGAUGCAUCACAUGAAGGACUUCCCUGAGUACGUUACCCCGGCUGGAGAGUUGGUUGGAUACCGCCUGAAGGACAUCAAGAUCAGCCGUGCAUUGGUGAUCCCAUCCAACGAUGAGAUGGUGGAGACACUAUUCUCUAUGCGUCACUACAAAGAAAGUAGCUCAACAUUCUCCAAUAUCUGGUACGAGUUUCGUAUCUUCUCAUACAACUCUGGGAUCUGGCUAGAGCAUGCCCACGGAUUGAUUUCUGCUGUUCACGAAGUGAACCCAGCUGCACCAAAAAACAACUUGCCCUACCUACCCGAAUUGGAGAGAGUUAUGGCUGCGGCCAACCUUUCAGGAUCCUGCUCAGCUGAGAAUAUGUACAAAAUGAUGGAUGAAGUGGGACUGAACUUCGAACACCCUUUCCGGAACAUGAUUGGCGAGCUCAAGUCCAACCCCGGCGAGGCUCAGGGUGCCAUUGCAGUACCUAAUACCAAGGAAUUGAUGCCUCAUGACUAUGAAUACCCCCACCUCAUUCAUCCUGCUACCAUGGAUGCUUUCGUUCAAAUGAUAUUCCCGGCUUUCUUGCAUGGAAAAAAUGCCUGCCCAGCUGCCUUUGUCCCUGUGUCUUUUGAGGAGCUUUUCAUCUCAACAGACGUCGCGCAAGGACCUGGGAGUACUUUCAAGUGUGCUACUACUGCAGUUCCCAGUGGUCGUCGAGAAUUGAAGACUGAGGUACUAGUUACCGAUGAGACUACGGGUAAACCAGUCGCUGGGUUUAAAGGCAUGGGUUGUAGCAGACUUGAUACCGCAUCCGCCGAAAGUCAGGAUGAGAAUGCUUCUCUUCGUAAGCUCUGCUUCCACUCGACUUGGAAGCCUGAUCCUAUUUUGAUGCCUCGCGAAUUGACCGACCGCAUGAUGUGUCAAUCUCUCCCUCCGGUUGAGAACUCAUCUCGUGUUUCUGAUCUGGAAGCUAUCGCCUACUACUUCUACUACAAAGCACUCCAAAGUAUCCGUGAAGAGCAGGUAUCCACCCUGAAGCCUCACUUCCGCAAGUUCUACGAGUAUCUGCAGCACCAACGUGAUUUGGUGAUGGCUCAUCAGCUCCCCCACCAGACUGCCGAAUGGCAACAACUCGACGACCCUCUCAUUGUCGCAAAGAUGGAGGCACUAGCUGAACGUCUGCAGCCAACCGAUGUGGACUCCGAGAUUCUUUGCCGCGUUGGACGGCAGCUGGACAAGAUCUUGUUAAGUGAAGCUGACCCACUGGCUAUCAUGCUAGAAGAUGACCGGUUGUAUCAGUACUAUGGCCGCAUGAUCCCAACAACCACUCUUCACCAAUAUGCCACCCUGCUCUCCAACAAGAACCCCGAUAUGGAAGUUCUGGAGAUAGGGGCAGGUACAGGUGGUGCCACAGAGAGUAUUCUGGAUGCUAUGGGAGGCAACAAGGGACGCUACCCUCGCUUCAAGUCGUAUACCUUCACCGAUAUCUCAUCUGGGUUUUUUGAACAAGCUCAGACAAAGUUCAAAGACUGGGAAGCCUUGAUGGACUUCCGUCGCCUCAACAUCGAAGAAGACCCUGUCGAGCAAGGCUUCGAGAAACAGUACGACCUGGUCGUUGCUGCCCUCGUCCUUCACGCUACCGCAAACAUUGACAAGACAGUCGAGAACACUCGCAAGCUCUUGAAGCCAGGUGGUCGUCUUAUCAUGGUCGAGAUUUCAAACCCACUGAACCAAGUCUUCUUGCCUUUCGGCUGCACUCCUGGCUGGUGGAUGUCAGAGGAAAGCUAUCGCAAAUGGGGCCCUACCAUGGGGGAGGAUUUGUGGGGAGCGGUUUUGAAGCGUCAUGGGUUUGGUGAUUUCACUUUAGGAGCUCCAAAUAAUUUGGAUGCUCAGGACGAGAUAGGUCGUGUGUGGUCGUGCGUCGCUAUCGACCCUGCGAUUGAGGAAACACAAGACCCGGAAGUCAGCUCAGUUAUCAUCAUAACCGAUGAUGUUGUCUCCGACUCAUCCGAGGCUCUGAUGAAGACGAUUGAGCAACGAGUGAAUAAGAUGGGUCUUGCUGUACAAACAGUCCCGCUCUCUCGCAUUGCGGAAACCCCCCUUGAAAAUACAUUCUCCAUCUCAAUUGCUGAGCUCGACCGCGCAAUCAUUUGUGAUCUGAAUCAAGCUGAAUUUGAUUCAUUGCAGCACCUGCGAACAGGCAAAGCCCUGCUGUGGAUAUCCGAAGGAGCGAAUGGUACUUCCAAAAAUCCUAACCGUGCGCUCUUCCAUGGACUUGCACGUACUUUGCGUACGGAGUAUGAGAGUCACAAGUUGAUCACCGCCGAUUUCGCAAAGAUUGACCGUCAAGAGCCUGAGGAUGCUGCAAGCAAUGUGCUUGGUUUGUUCGAGUUCUUGUUAAGGAACCCUCAGUCUCGGGAAUGCGAGUUUUGGUUCGAGCAUGGUUGCUGGCAGAUCAACCGAGUCAUCGGAGUGCCGGAAGUCAAUCGUAUGAUUCAUGACAGUGUCUCGGGAGAUGCAGCGCAGCACCGGAAAAUCGAACAACAGCCUUUCUAUCAGACGGGCCGUCCAUUGAAGCUCAAUAUCAAGACUCCCGGUCUGCUCGAUACCUUGGUGUUUGAGGACGACACCCGCCUUGAUGAGCCUCUGGCUCCUCACGAUGCAGAGGUAGAGGUCAAGGCAUCCGGUGUCAACUUCCGAGACAUCAUGAUCAGCUCCGGCCAAAUGACUGACAAUGCAUUGGGCUUUGAAUGCUCCGGGAUUGUCACUCGCAUUGGUAGUGAGGUCGACAAUGUCAAAAUUGGCGAUCGAGUUACCGUCUGGAGUCGCAACACUUACUGUAACUAUCUGCGCAACGAUGCCCGAGUGAUGCAACGUAUCCCAGACGAUAUGAGUUUCGAGGUUGCUGCUGCUAUUCCCAUUGUCUUUGCCACCGUUGUAUAUGGGUUUUCAGACAUGGCUCACCUAUCCAAGGGCGAGUCGGUGCUUAUUCACGCAGCUAGUGGCGGCGUUGGCCAAGCUGCCAUCAUGUAUGCUCAAAUGGUAGGUGCCAAUGUCUUUGUGACAGUGGGGACUCAGGCGAAACGGGACCUUGUACAUCGUGAGUUCGGUAUCCCCGAUGACCACAUCUUCAACAGCCGUGAUCUCAGCUUUGCACGCCAGAUCAACGAGGCAACUGGUGGACGUGGUGUUGAUGUUGUGCUGAACAGUCUGGCCGGUGAGGCUCUCAGUGCCACCUGGAGCUGCAUUGCAAUGUUUGGCCGCUUCAUUGAGAUUGGUAAAAAAGACAUCAUUGAGAACCGUCUUCUGAAUAUGGCUCCGUUCGUUCGCAACGUCAGCUUCCAUGCACUUGACCUGAACACAGUGCGCUGGUGCAAUGUGCCCCUUGCAUCUAGACUCCUGGCUGAGGCCAUGGACUUGAUCCGAUCCAAGAAGUUGCGCCCUAUCCAAUCGGUGAAGACCUUCAAUUUCUCCCAAAUUGAAGAGGCAUUCCGUUUCAUGCAAGCCGGCAAACACGUCGGAAAGGUCGUUGCGGUGCCAAAUGAGAAUGACAUUGUCCCGGCCUAUCCCGUGGCUCCCCGUCCUCUCACUCUGUCCCCAGAUGCAUCAUAUCUGAUUGCUGGGUUUGGGGGUAUUGGCCAAAGUCUUGCCCGCUGGCUAGCUGAGCACGGCGCUAAAAACCUGAUUUUUGCCUCCAGAUCCGGGGCCAAGCGACCCGCUAUGAAGCAGCUUAUUGAGGAACUCGAGGAACUCAAAGUGCGCGUUGAGCCUCUUUCUGUGGAUGUUACUGAUGGCCAGGCCUUGAAAUCGGAGCUGCAGCGAAUCGCUACAUACAUGCCACCAAUCCGUGGCAUGAUCCAAGCUGCUAUGGUUUUGGACGAUCAGAUCUUCGAAAACAUGUCACUAGACAGCUUUAACCAUGCUAUUCGCCCCAAGGUUGAUGGGACCUGGAAUCUCCACGAAGCUACCAUCGGUCAGCCAGUGGACUUCUUUGUGAUCCUAUCCUCUGCGGUUGGAGUCCUUGGCAACCCUGGGCAGGCAAACUAUAGCGCCGGCAAUACUUACCAGGAUGCUUUGGCAAGCUACCUACGGUCCAUUGGACGGCCCGCCACCGCCAUUGAUCUGGGUCUUAUGAUUGAUGUUGGUGCAGUAGCGGAGGAGGAAAGCGGAGUAAAAUUGCGCAACCUGAAGCGAAAGGGGUAUGUUGGUGUCACCGAAGCCGAACUACUUGCCAGCAUGGGGCUAGUCAUCCAGGGUAUUCAGAAAGAGCAUACGUCGGUUAUCAUCGCUGGCAUGGAUGCCAGCGAAGGUGGAAGUGAGGUCUUUUGGAUGUCGAACCCGAUUUUCUCGCACCUUUCCAAGCUAGACAUAUUGUCCUCGAGCGGCUCAAAGGAUCAAAAUACGCGAUCUACGCUUUCUCUGCUGAAAGAAGUUGACAACUUUACUGAUGCUUCCGGCAUCGUUCUGGAAGCUAUCCGGGCGAAGCUCAGCCGCAACCUGAUGAUAGACAUGGCUGAGUUGGAUCCCCACCGUCCAACCAGCGCCUUUGGUAUCGACAGUCUUAUUGCCGUUGAAUUACGCAACUGGUUCCAAAAGGAUAUGAAGGUGGACUUCCCUGUCUUUGAAAUCUUGCAGGCAUCUAGCUUGCAGAGUCUUGCCUUCAAGGUUGCCGAGCAAAGUGGUUUCGCUGAUGGAUCCAAGGAAUAA
Molecule: messenger RNA, 7857 nt
Organism: Penicillium digitatum Pd1
Lineage: Eukaryota; Fungi; Ascomycota; Eurotiomycetes; Eurotiales; Aspergillaceae
Product: type I polyketide synthase
Biological process (GO): fatty acid biosynthetic process; secondary metabolite biosynthetic process
Molecular function (GO): 3-oxoacyl-[acyl-carrier-protein] synthase activity; phosphopantetheine binding; oxidoreductase activity
Source: RefSeq, a predicted model, not a curated record